Molecule: messenger RNA, 774 nt
Organism: Schistocerca piceifrons (Central American locust)
Lineage: Eukaryota; Metazoa; Arthropoda; Insecta; Orthoptera; Acrididae
Exons: 4
Coding region: 1-774 (257 amino acids)
Source: RefSeq, a predicted model, not a curated record
AUGCCGGCCUGGGCCCAGGCGGCGGCGGAGGCGGAGGGGGCGGCGCUGGCGGCCGCGCGGUGGGGGCGGCGGGGCGGCGGGGCGGGCGACGGCGCUGCGAGGCGGGUGGGGGCGGCAGCGGGGAUCGGCUCCGCGGGCGGGCGGGGGACGACGGGGGCGGAGGGGCGGUCGGGCGGGGGGCGGAGGGGCGGCGGUUUUUACUUGCAGAAACUCCGAGCGGGCGCGCUAGCAGCGGCCGAGCACGACAGCGCGACGCGACGCGGCGCGGCGCCAACAAUAAGUGAAAUAGCCGAACUGGUCGAAGUGAAGUGCGUCGCGUGUGUUAGAGGCGUGCGCGCACUUGUUUGCGGCUCCGAGCGGCCGUUCGCGCCUCGCACCUGUUCGCUCAGCAGAGCCGCCCCCGCAGCCGCGCGCUCAUCUACCCGCUACACGCGUCCCCGCUUCUGCUUCGUCGCCGUAUUUAGUCCGCGUGUUAUUGACGCCGAAUGGGUUUUAAUGUCGGCGGGCAGCGGCAGCGGCAGCGGCAGCAGCGGUGUGCUCUCAGAAGGAAGCACCGGCAGCGAGCGCGGCCAUUAUUAUGCAGUGCCGUGGCUGCGGUACGACGCGGCGGUAGCAGCAGCGGCGGCGGCAGCGGCAGUGGCGGCGGCCCCCUCCAGCAAGUUCCCGGCCAGCUCCACCAUGUCGCUAGACUUCAGCGACCUGCGGCGGCGGCCCAGCGUCUCUCGCCUCGACGGAUCGCUAGACUCCUCACCUGAUCGUCGCCUGAAUAGGUAA